Messenger RNA from Moneuplotes crassus, 1431 nucleotides. The record is from the annotation of a GenBank genome assembly. Lineage: Eukaryota; Ciliophora; Spirotrichea; Euplotida; Euplotidae.
AUUUAUUCUAAUAAAGGAAUCAUAUUAAAGAUGUUCUAUAGAUUGGUUUCUAGAAGAAUCUCUUCCACACAUCAUGUUGGAAAAAGAUUCUUUACCACUAGUCAAACAGCACAGGCAGCUGUCCCAGCUGACACUAUGAGAGACAAUUCGGAGAUUGCAGAAGAUCAGAGAUACUUCGAGGUCAAUGACAAGACAGGAAUCAUAGUCACUUUGAAAGAUGAGAAAGGCGUCUUGAACAAAGCCUUGGGAGUCUUUGACAAAUAUGGUGUUUGUCUAUCGCAUAUCGAGUCUAAACCAUCCAAGUUCUACAAGAAAAGCAAGGCUUAUGACUUUUAUCUGGACUUUGAAGGAUCCUUUGAUGAUGAACCUGUGAGAAAUUUAAUUAGUGAUCUUUCGAAGAUGUCCAAGCACUUAACUAUUUGUGGCACCCCUGAAGUUCCAUGGUUCCCUACCAACUUCUAUGAUCUGGACAAGAUUGGAAAGGAAACUCUUAGUGAAGGAGACGGUAUCCAGGAAGCCGACCAUCCAGGAUUCAGAGACGAGGAGUAUAAGAAGAGGAGAAACUUUAUCACAGAGCUAGCACUCAAGUACCAAAUGUACGACAAGGAAGUCCCAAGAGUAGAAUAUACUGAUACUGAGGUGGGAGUUUGGCAGCAUUGCUACCCAAAGCUUAAGAAGCAUUACGUAGGAAGAGCCGUAAAAGAGUUCAACGAAAGUCUUGCUCAAAUGGAAAAAUAUUGUGGAUUCGCUGAAGACAAUAUUCCACAGCUAGAAGAUAUUUCACAGUAUCUGAUUAGCAAAACAGGCUGGAGAAUCAGACCUGUCGGAGGACUCUUAAGCCAGAGAGAGUUCUUAAAUGGGCUGGCAUUUAAAGUGUUCCACUCGACUCAAUAUAUCAGACAUCAUUCGGCUCCGGAGUAUACACCAGAGCCUGAUAUUAUUCACGAGCUGAUGGGGCAUGCACCAAUGUUUGCUAAUAAGCACUACGCCGAUCUUUCUCAAAUGAUCGGACUUGCAUCUCUAGGAUGUCCAGAUCAUUAUCUUCCAAGACUAGGAACUUUAUAUUGGUUCACUAUCGAAUUUGGUCUCUGUAUGGAGGAAGGCGAGAGAAAAGCAUACGGAGCAGGUAUCCUCUCUAGCUUUGGUGAGCUCGAUUGGUGAUUUUCACAAGAAGAAAAGGCCCCUAAAUUCUUCCCGCUCGACUGCGAAGAAAUUGCUGAGAACCAUGGAGACUUCCCAAUUAGUUCAGUCCAACCCUACUACUUUGUCUCAGAAUCAUGGGAAGAUGCAAGAAAGAAGAUUAGAGAUUAUUGCGAUGCAAUCCCAAGACCAUUUAAUGUCUUCUACAAUGAAAAGACCCAGAAUAUCGAAGUGGAUAGAAAAAUCAAAGGAGUUUACAAAACCUGUAAAGACAAUGAGCUGUUGUUUUAA